UCGGAUAUCGCCGUGACUUCGCUCGGUGGCCCUAGAGGUGGUGGUGGAUGAUAUCGACCCGGAGGGUGAGCCGCUCGGCGCAAGCCUGGACGCUGCGACUACUGGAAGGAAGAAGGUCGCGUACGACUGCGGAGCGCUCAGCGUAGCCCGGCCAGUGCCCCGCGCGCGGGCGGUUCAUCUCAUCCUGGUGCGGGUUGACGGUGUAAGAAAGAAAGAAUCGUAGGAGGAAAAAAUAAAUUGAAGAAAAAAAAAAAAAAAAAAAAUCAAAAACGCCCCGCGACGACCUGACCAACGCCACGCCUCGAACGGAGGUGGGUGAGCCUUCUCCGUCUCGCCUGCUUACCGUGAAUCAAAAACUAGUCGAGUGCGAUCGAAUUUCGUAAAAGAGGAGGAUCGCGAAUAAAACAGGAGAUACAAUGUUCGCCGUAGUCAGCGAGGUGUUGGUCGAUCGUACGAUCGAACUCUGAACGGUGUUAACCGGUGUAACAAAGCUGAAAGUGAACUUGAAAUAAUUGUUCGUCACGUUUCGACUCUUUGCGUUCUUCAAAAUUCUCGUCCUUGACUUUCCGCCCUAGCUCUCGCGGCCCGGGGUUCGAAGGGAGGGGAAAAAAAAGAACAGAGGGCGAAGUAGAAAAGGGAAACGAAAAGAGAAAAAAAAAAAUGUCGGCACGUUUUUGAGGACCUUCAUUUUUGCGAACGAUGCCAAGGCCGGAGACUUCGAACGAGGAGUCGUACCUGGCUUCGGGACGACCCUCGAACUUGCUGAAGUCUUCCUUCUCGAACGCGAAGUUGGAACAUCUUUAUCGCGCCUCGUCGCUUCAGCAACGUCGCGGAGGACUCCAGUGCUUCCUGUUCUCCGCCAUUCUGUUCGACGUUUUCACUCUCGUGACACCGGAGGCGGAAACCCCGGCGAAAGGUCUCACCGGGGUUUUCCUCGUGGUGAACAUCGGGCUCCUAGCUUGGGCGCAACGUGGCGCCAAAGCGAAGGACUUCUUGUGGUCGACCGUAACCCAAAUAGCCUGGCAACUCUCCACCGCUCAAAUACUGGUUCAAUUAUUCUUGAAGUCCAACGAAGUUACGCCGAGGGAUGGUCUCGGAUGGCUUUUACUGCUACUCUACCUACUGUUCGCCACGCUUCCUCUAAGACUCUCGUUAUGCUCGUUACUCGCCCUGGGGACGGCCGCAGCCUACAUCGUCACCGUUGUCGGACUUUCCAAGGCUCCGUCUCUGAUACCGAUCGAUGUCUUAAUAUUGACGGUAACACUGUCAGCGGGCGCGGCGAUUCUGGGUGCGUCCAGUUACUCGUUGUCGGAGUUUCAGCAACGUAGAGCCUUUUUAGAAACGCGUCAGAGCCUAGAAGUUCAGCUGGUGAUCGAGGAGCAGAGCGCCGAACAGGAGCGACUGCUCCUUAGCGUUCUUCCCGAGCAUGUAGCCGUGAAAAUGCGGCAGGAUCUCGGCGCCUCUAUGGACACACAGUUCAAAAAGAUUUACAUGUCGAGACACGAGAACGUUUCGAUAUUGUACGCCGACAUCGUGGGGUUUACGGCGAUAUCGUCCACCUACAGCGCCAGCGAACUGGUCAAGAUUUUAAACGAGCUUUUUGCCCGAUUUGAUCAGCUCAGUGAACGAUACGAGCAGCUCAGGAUCAAAAUCCUCGGCGAUUGUUACUACUGCAUAAGCGGUGCUCCGGUGGAACGACCGGAUCACGCGGUCCUCUGCAUUCACAUGGGUCUGUCGAUGGUAGACGCGAUAAAAUACGUCCAGCAAACUACCAACAGUCCGGUGGACAUGAGGGUCGGUAUCCACACCGGCGCUGUCCUUGCCGGUGUCCUGGGUCAGAGGCAGUGGCAGUUCGACGUCUACAGUAAGGACGUGGAGCUUGCCAAUAAAAUGGAGAGCAGUGGAAUGGCGGGGCGCGUUCACAUCUCCAACACCACCCUGAGUUUCCUGAACGGCGAGUUCGAGGUCGAACCGGCGUACGGUGAGAAACGCGAAGAGGCUUUGCAAAAGGCUGGAUUGACCACCUACUUCAUCGUCAGGGCAUUGAAACAGUGUCCACCGGCGGUUCCGAAAAGUAUAGCGUCAUUCGCCGCGGGUGAAUCCAUACAGAAUACAACCGAAGACGACGACGAGAGACCCACCGAGGACUCAGAGGAUUUCAGGCAACGCCUGAGAAAAGAGCUUUGCAGCAGAGACGGUGGUGCUGAACUUCGAGGACACGCCUCGUGGUUCACUUUACAGUUCAAGGAUCCCCAAGUGGAAUACGCUUUCCACAGCGCUAAGGAAGCGUUCUCACCCCUUUCGCUGCUCGGAGGUCCUCUGGUUAUGGUAUCGGCAUCGCCGGUAUGGAGGCUCCAGCCUUGGGGUCCGUUUACGUGGGGAGGUGCCGGGGUUGUUACGCUUUUCGGGGUUGUUUUGGCAGGUGCCACUUGUCUCGGUAGUGCUGUAAGGCCCAGGUGGUUCCGUAGGACACUGGCGCUGCUGAUGAUAUUUUCGUUGAGCGUAUUUCUGCUGUUGGAUAUGGGCAACUGCGCCAUCGUAGAAGAUCCGGAACCCACGGCGAACGCGUCGUUGGGUUGGGCACCACGUUGUCCCUACCCUUCCUAUUAUUCGUACGUCGGAGUGCUCGCACUUGUUGCGAUAUCGAUGCCAGCGUAUCUCAGCUAUCUUGGGAAGGCCUUUCUCAUGAGCAUUUUGGCCGGUGCCCAGUGCGCCGUGAACGUUAUGAUCCUUGGUCCCAGUCUGGACAGAGAGGACGUCGCGAUUUGCCCACCUGGGACGGUACCCUUUCCACUCAAGUACUCCCUAUCGGCCACCCUGGUACUCAUCACCCUCACUCUCGUAGUGGUCGCGAAAUACACGGAGAAAGCUCGGAGAAUUCUUUAUCUCAGGGGGAGGGAAGUCGUCGCACAGAGGGAACGAGUCGCGGACAUGAAGAGAAGAAACGGCGCCCUCAUAUACAAUAUUCUUCCACCGCACGUUGCCGCGUAUUUUUUGUGCACCGCCAGACACCACGAUGACCUCUACAGCCAGAGUUACGCCGAGGUCGGUGUAUUAUUCGCGAGUAUGCCGAAUUUCGCUGACUUUUACAGCGAAGAAAGCAUCAACAAUCAGGGACUGGAGUGUCUGAGAUUUCUGAACGAGGUCAUCUCCGACUUUGACGCGAUUUUGGAUCAGUCGAAGUUCAAGGAUAUCAUAAAAAUCAAGACGAUCGGUUCGACUUACAUGGCAGCAUCUGGUAUAACGGAAUCGGAUGAACCGGAAGACGGACCGAGAUGGGGUCAUCUCUCGACACUGGUCGAAUUCGCCCUCGAAUUGAAAAAAGCACUGUCCAGUAUAAACGAACAGAGUUUCAACCACUUCGUACUGAAAAUGGGCAUCAAUCACGGGCCCAUUACCGCCGGUGUUAUCGGUGCUAGAAAACCACAUUACGAUAUUUGGGGGAACACUGUAAACGUUGCAUCGAGAAUGGAGAGUACGGGAAAAGUUGGUUGUAUUCAGGUGACGGACGAAACUAGGAAAAUCUUGGAGCCCUUCGGUUUUGAAUUCGAGCAACGUGGCCUGGUUUUCGUGAAAGGAAAAGGUCAACUGCUGACGCAUUAUCUAGUAGCACGGGACAGCAUUCCUCUGGACUUGGACAGCGAUCUUCCCGUUGAACCGAUCCACCCUAUAAUCUACCAAUAAAAAUUCAUCAAUCGGUGAUUAUCGGGAGAAAACGGGUGCAGAGCGGGUACGAGAAUUUCCAAAGAGAAUAAAAAAUCAUUACAAUAAUGUACACGUAUUUUAGACCCCGGAGGUAGCGUAGCGUGGUUUGUCUUCGAUGAUCUCAUCUCGAUCAUACACCGCCCCAAUUUUCUCGUGGAAAAAACUUGACGAAAAAGUCAGAAAAUCCUAAAAUAAGAAGAGAUCUCGUUUGCCUAAAUAAUUUAUUCUUCAAUUUUCUCAUGCCGACACGUCAUUUUUCCCUGUGCGAUAAACCGGGGAAACCGAGGGGUUCGGUAGUUGGAUGAGAAUUAAAAUCGGGCGGUGUACGUCCCGAGUUCAUAAUGAGUAGGAUGAAUUUUUCGUUUAGAAAGACUUUGAAAAAUAACGCACACACACGUCACAAACAAGAAACAAAAAAAAGUAAAAGAAAAUAAAAAGAAGAAGAGAAAUCAGAUAGAAAAUUCCAAUUUUUCUUCACGAAUCCGACCGCUUUUCUCGAGGGUGGCUUAUGAAAAACAGCGAUUGUUAAUUUGACUUACGAUUAGUUACCGCAGAGAUACGCUUAUAGAAUAAAGUUUUUUCAUCUUUCGCGAUUACUUUCAUUCAGAGUGGAAAAUUCUUUAUUUAAUUUUUGUCAGUCGAUAGCUUGCUCAAUGAUUCCAAGAUCGCGAUAUGAGGUACGCGUUUAAACGGAAACGACGUAUAGACUACAGCGACGUUAAAACUGCGAUGGUUAGUGCGUAUCGUAAAAUCGUAGUUAAAUUAUGAAUUAUAAAUAUAUCUGUGUAGUAGCUGCUAUUGGUGCUGGGGCUGUGAGAAAUAAAUGUUUUUAAUUCGAGACAACUUAUAAACACAACCGUUACUUUUAUGUGCGUUCUAAAAUCGGUCGAUGAUCGCUCUCGGUUUACGCGCAUGUAGAAUUAUUCCGGGCUUGAAUCCGCCGGGCUAUCCGGAUCAACGCAAAAAAAAAAAAAAUAAGAAUAGGAAUAGAAGAUGCGAGAGAAAACCGAAAAAAUACGAUGCUCAAUAACUGUCAUCCCCAUUUUGAAAACUUGAAGGUUUUCCUCCCUUUCCGUACAGAGCGAAUGAUUUAAGUUGUGGAAUCGAUCAGCGAACGAACGAACGAAUAACUUCAAUUGCACCAUUCGCGGGAAUAGCUCUCCCUUCCGUAUCUUCGCCGCCCCUGUAAUUAGAACCGUGAUUAGUGGCAUGAAAAAUUAGCAAUCGCGUGUCAGUCUACAUCGAUCGCAUAUUAUCACAAAAAAUAAAACCCACCUUUACGUGUACCUGUAAGAUAUCGAUUACGGUAUCAACUGAAAACGAAAUAAGACAUCCGAAAAAAUUAACACGUACAACACUAAAACGAAGAAAAAAGAAACGAACAUUUUUAUAUCCGUGCACCACCAUAAAAUGGAAAAAAGAAACAAGUAUAAAAAACCAAUUGUCUGCUUUUCAAGUACAUCAUACAAUUCAGUUCUCUAGUCAUUCCGAUUUGCCAUUUUAUUUUGAUAAUCUACAAAGAUGUUGAAGAUUUUUUAUAAUUUUGUUAACUGCGUCUGAAUAAUGAUACAUUUACGUUCGAUGUCUUCCAAAUAUUUUCGUUACCGCUAUUUGUGCAUUUUUUUUUUUUAUUUGCUGGCUUCAAAUCGAAUCAGAUUACAUGAAUAUAAUUCGUACAUCCGAUUCAUUACUCCACGCACAAAACUUGAAUGAAAUUACUUUCUUAUUUCUACUUCAAUUCUAGUUUUUUCCAUUUUAUAUCAUCCUUGCCAAGAGCUUAUUCGUAAGCUCGGAGCGCGCCGUGUAGAGUUAAAAUGUUGUAACAUUUGUUACAGAAGUGAAAAUAUUUCAUUUGCAACUUACGAAUGUAAAAAUUAUUCAUUUAUCACACUAAAACUGUAUAGUUGUCGAUGUUAUUCAACAAUUUACCGAAAGUACAACACAAGAAACAUACCUACUGUAACUAUAAUAGAACAAAACCAAAAAAGAAUAUUACCUACGAAAAAAAAAAGAAAAAAAAUUGAAAAAAACGAUAACACAACACAAAAAUAUAAAGAAAAAAUCAUACAAAUCAAACGAACAAAAAUAAAUCAGAAAUAAUGUCCGGCCUAAUUAUCAAAUGGCCUAUAGAGAGCGCGGGAGCAAUAAAAAAAAAAAAAAACAGAAAAAAUACCGUAAGAAAAUAUUUGAACAAAAAUGAAAAUUAAAAAUUACGACACAUAGGAAAAAUGAGAAAAAGAUAGAGACUCAAGCACAAAAAAAUCAGAAGCAUCAAAAAAGGUAUUAGCGUUAUAUCCGCAUAAUAAUUAAAUGUUACAUUACUAUACUUUCUACUGUACUACGUUCACACGCUACGAUACAACGUACAUUAUAGAAUAUAAAAUAAAUGAGAGACAAGAGAGAAAAAAUCUUGCAAACUAGCAAUAAUCGGAACUUCGUGUACAUUGGUAACAAAAAAAAAAAAAGAUACAGCAAACGAAAAAACGGAAUUGAACGACAUGUCUUUUUAAGAAAUAAGAAGAUUAAAAAAGUAUAGAGGAACAAAAAGCAAAAAGAAAAAGAAAACAUGCGUAUUACAUGUAUAAAUAAAGUUAUGUAAGAAAAUAUCACUGUAGAUAACCUAGCACUAGGUGUGAAUAGGAUUUUAAAAAGGUAUUUGAAAGAGAAAAAACAAGAACUACAAAAUCAUAGGGUAACGUUGUUUUUUGAGGACAAGAUUGAAAAAUAAAAAAAAAAAAAUAAAAUAAAAUAAAAUAUGAACAAUAGAAAAAAAGAGAAACCCCACUCUCACGUCAAGUAAAUUAUAUGAUACGUACGUAGAAUCGAAUAAAUGCCCGACUGCCCGCGCCCCGAGUCGAGGGAUGAAAUUUUCGUCACGAGGGUUGUUGGUAGUCAGGCGCCACGGAGUGGUAGCUUAACUCGAAUAUCCACCGCAGAAUGUAUAAGUAAAAUAAAUAAUUUAAAUUUAAAAUAAACGAAUGAAUCAACAAGUGAAUAAAUAAAUCAAUAAAUAAAAUGUCCAGCACACUGAGUGUGAUGAAAAUUGGAGAGCAAAAGAACAGAAAAAAAAUUACGACUGGUUGUCAGAUGUU
Athalia rosae (coleseed sawfly) is the source of this 6797-nucleotide messenger RNA. RefSeq names its product adenylate cyclase type 3 (gene Ac3). The record is from RefSeq and is a predicted model, not a curated record. The coding region runs from base 700 to 3684 and encodes 994 amino acids. The transcript has 9 exons. Lineage: Eukaryota; Metazoa; Arthropoda; Insecta; Hymenoptera; Athaliidae. Gene Ontology annotation, molecular function: adenylate cyclase activity. Gene Ontology annotation, biological process: cAMP biosynthetic process; adenylate cyclase-activating G protein-coupled receptor signaling pathway; intracellular signal transduction.